Messenger RNA from Ricinus communis (castor bean), 1119 nucleotides. RefSeq names its product endochitinase. The record is from RefSeq and is a predicted model, not a curated record. The coding region runs from base 40 to 999 and encodes 319 amino acids. The transcript is spliced from 3 exons. Gene Ontology annotation, biological process: carbohydrate metabolic process; defense response to fungus; chitin catabolic process. Gene Ontology annotation, molecular function: chitin binding; chitinase activity. Lineage: Eukaryota; Viridiplantae; Streptophyta; Magnoliopsida; Malpighiales; Euphorbiaceae.
CUCCACAAUUAAAAGUACUACAAAAAGAAGAAAAAAAAAAUGAACCUUAACAGUAUCAUAAUCCUCUUCACCUUCCUAGCUUUGUUCUUGCUAGAUACCUCAUCAGCAGAACAAUGUGGAAGACAAGCUGGGAAUGCAGCUUGUCCUAAUGGGCUAUGUUGUAGCCAGUUCGGGUGGUGUGGCUCCACAGCUGACUAUUGCGGUGCUGGUAAAUGCCAGAGCCAGUGUCCUGGUAGUACUGGCACGCCUUCUACCCCUACUCCUAGUGCUAGUGGUGUUGCCAGCAUAAUCACUGCACCUAUUUUCGAUCAAAUGUUGAAGUAUCGAAAUGAUGGGAGAUGUCCUGCUAAAGGGUUUUAUACUUACAAUGCUUUUAUUACUGCUGCAAACUCUUUUAAUGGAUUUGGGACUACUGGAGGUCUUGAUACCCGUAAAAGAGAGCUUGCUGCUUUCUUAGCUCAAACCUCCCAUGAGACCACAGGAGGGUGGCCAACUGCACCAGAUGGACCAUAUGCAUGGGGAUAUUGCUUUGUUAGAGAAAAUAAUCAACAAACUUAUUGUUCAUCAAAUCAAUGGCCAUGUCCUGCUGGUAGACAAUAUUAUGGCCGAGGACCUAUUCAACUCACUCACAAUUACAAUUAUGGUCAAGCAGGCAAUGCAAUUAGAGAAGAUUUGAUAAACAAUCCGGAUCUGGUAGCAACCAACCCGGUAAUAUCAUUCAAGACAGCAAUAUGGUUCUGGAUGACCCCACAAGCAAACAAGCCAUCAAGCCACAAUGUCAUAAUUGGACAAUGGACACCUUCUGAUGCAGAUAGAGCAGCUAAUAGGGUCCCAGGCUAUGGCGUGAUCACCAACAUAAUCAACGGUGGGCUUGAGUGCGGACACGGCGCUGAUGACAGGGUUGCUAGCAGGAUUGGGUUCUAUAGGAGAUACUGUGACCUUCUUGGAGUGAGCUAUGGAAACAACUUAGAUUGCUACAAUCAAAGGCCUUUUGCUUGAGUGUAUGUCUGUGAUUUAAAGAAAAUCCAUACUAUGUAAUAAAGAUGCCAAUAAUUCUAAUUGACAAGGAAAACAUGUAAUGUUUGGAUGUUGAAGAAUAAAACUACUAACAUUGGUCAA